AAUGUAAAUUCAAGGCGCAGCAACUUGAAAGAAACGGAGUCCAGAAACACCUAAAAACCUAUUUUUAUUAAAUUGUGGCACAAAUAUGGAUAACAAACAGGAAAACAUAAGCGUUGAGGCAACAGCAAACGAAAGCGCGGACGCCCCGGUUGAGCUGCCGUCUGCAGCCAAGUCCGUGAACGCAGAGGAGGAAAACGAUGUGAGUCCGCCAACCGGCAGCAAAGUUACUAAAAAAAAGAAUAAGCCAAAAGGACGGAGUCCAGUUGCCGGCACUGAUCUGGAUACAGAGCUGAAGAAGCUAACGCAGCGCAGAAUCAAUGUUGCGGGAGCGCCGAAAAUGCCGCUGAAUUCAUAUGUGAGGUUUAUGAACGACCGCAGGGAGCAGCUGCGUCGGGAGCACCCGAACCGCACCGCACUGGAGCACACCAAAAUGAUUGGUGAGGAGUGGCACCAGCUGACCGAAGAUCGCAAGGCGCCGUACAUGGAAGCGGCAGCCAAGGACAAGGCACUAUACCAGGAACAAAUGCACAAGUUCCUGAAGGAGCACCCCGAAAUUGUGGCAACCGAAUUGGCCAAGGCGAAGAAGGCAUUCGACACCAAAAAUGCCAGCACAUCAAAGGAGAAGGCAACUAACCACAGCAGCAGCAGCAGCCUGGAUGCAGCCGGCCCAAAGAAAUCGAUGGUGAAGAACACUGUGAACAAACAGCAAAGCACACCAACACCACCAGAUCCGGACGAUAUACCCCUGGCCCAAGUGAAGCGUACACCGACACCAUCACCACCAGCACCGCCGGCAUUUAGCUCCUGCGGUCCGCCGCGACCAUGUGCGGCGGGCGAGAUACCCAUUUAUACGAACGAGUUCAUUGAGCACAAUCGGAGCACCGAGAAUGAGCUGCGUCUGUUGCGCAAGGCCAAAACGGAUCUGGAGCAGCAAAAUGCAGUGCUGGAACAGCAUGUGGACAACACCAAAGCCGGACAUGCCAAAGUCAUGGGCGAGGUGUCCGAGCUGAAGGAUGAAAACGCGCGCUUAUCGGCAUACAUUAAGAAUCUGCGACAAAAGAUUGUGGCCACCUUGGGUGGCAUCACGCUGCCACCAGUGCACCCCGGCGGACUCAACGUGGACAAUGUGGACAAGUACAUACAUCACUUGGCUGGCAUGAUCAGCAGUAGCAGCAGCUCGCCCGCCGCCGGCGAGCAACAGAACAAUGCCAUGCUGCUGAAGGUGGGAGAUCUGUUAUCCAAAAUGGACACGUCAUCCUUACAAAAACCAUAAACUCACAAAAAAAAAA
This is a messenger RNA of Drosophila novamexicana, 1289 nucleotides long. RefSeq names its product high mobility group protein 20A (gene Hmg-2). The record is from RefSeq and is a predicted model, not a curated record. The coding region runs from base 86 to 1273 and encodes 395 amino acids. The transcript has 2 exons. Gene Ontology annotation, biological process: regulation of gene expression. Lineage: Eukaryota; Metazoa; Arthropoda; Insecta; Diptera; Drosophilidae. Gene Ontology annotation, cellular component: nucleus.